CUUCGGGCAGUUAAACGUUUGUUUAUUGAACAGCUAAGGAACGACAUUCGAAAUAAUUUCGUCUGGAUAUAACGUUUUGUGACUCCUGGAAUCCUACAAAUAUAAAGGAUGGACACUCGCUUUGCUCACAUGUACAAGCGGGACAGCAGUGUCUCUUUGAUCAGGCUGAAGAUGUCCAGACGCAGGUCUCAGUCUCAGAAAGAGAAUCGAGAGAAGAUAAAGAACCUUCGCAGACACCUCGACCAGCUUCCGGAAAUUGAGCUCUCAAUGGAUGCAUCCAGCAUCAUGGCCACACAGGAAAAUGAACCCAAAACAAAGAUGGCUAAAGAUGUGAAUUCUGCGGCUGAGGAGCGAAAGAAGAUGCUCGCUCGCUACAAAGAAAACAAGAUAUUGCAGAAAGAGAAGGAAAAGAGGGAGAAAGAGAAGAAAGGUGUGUUUAAGGUGGGCCUGUAUAAGCCACAGCCACUUGGGUAUCUGCCAUUAAACUCUGCUGCACCAGGCAGUGCAAAGAUCGCAGAGCCUAACCAGUCCACAAGAGUGACCCGCUCUAUGAUGCACAAUCAAAAGCCAACAAUUGAAAGACAAACUGUUCCAAAGAAAGUGGAGACGGCACCAACCACAAGAGCUCCAAUCAAGAACUACCCGAAAGCUUCAACUGCUACCAAAGGCAGAGUAGCCACAGUUGAACCACAUGUGAGAGCUCCAACCACCAGAUCAUCUUCUAAAACAACACUGGGAGCUGUGGCUAAACCAGUUGGUGAUUCUAGGGUGCCAAAAACAAGAUCAACUGUCAAGUGUCCUGCAGCGCUCUCUUCUGGCAGAGGGAAAGCCAUACAAGGAAACACCAAGGCAAAUGCUGGAAAUGAACCUGCUGAGAAAAAGGACACAGAAGUUGAUUCUGUAUAUCCUGAGGACAAGGAGGAACCAAAAGCGGCUCCAUCCUCAUUUGCCCCUCAGGGUUUUGUGUUCCAAGCUCCUGUUGGUCUGAGGUCCUUCCAGCCUGCACCCCUCUCCCCACGCACAGCCAGUGCUUUCCUCUCACCGAGCUUUACUUCUGAGCCCAGCAUGGAGCCCAUCUUCCCCCCUCCCCCAAAUCCUGCUCAUCCUCUCUCCUCUCCUCCACCUUCUCUAUGUACUCCUCCAUCAGAUAAUUCCUCCUCUCCCCCAAAACAUGUUCCCUGUGCUCCCUGCAUCUCCUCCUGUCCUCCCUCUCUAUCCUCUCUCCCUCCUGCUCCCUCCUCUCAGCUAUCCACUUCUACUGCACCAUCACCACCCUUGGUCCCCUUGGAGCCUCAACAUGAUGUUGCCUAUUUCAGAGCAGUGAUGGCCACUGAGACGGACUGCUUGACUGAGCUCUCUAAGUUUUGGGAGUCACGAUUUGAUGAUACUUCUAUCCCAGAGGAGAUAAGAGAUCUGAUGCGCACAGCAGUGGGUCAGGCCAGACUGUUGAUAAAGGAGCGUUUUGGACAGUUCAAUGGGCUGGUGGAUGACUGUGACUUGGGUCGUGGAGAGAAAAUAACCACCUGCACUGACUUGCAGGGCUUCUGGGACAUGGUUUACUUUCAGGUGGAAGAUGUUAACAAGAAAUUUUACGCUUUGAAAGAGGCAGAAGCAAGGGACUGGAAAGAAGCAGAAGACAAGCUUGCCCCCAGAAAAAGAGUGGUCAAAAAGCCUCCUGUUGCAAGAGGGAAGGCUGCAGUAGGUGGAGGUGCUAGCACUGGAGCUAAGAAUCGACUGGCUGCUGUAAAGGCUGCCAUGAGAGCCAAGCAAGCUGCUGAACUGAAAGCUACUGAAACUUUAGCCAACAAUCAGGAUGACACGAGCACUGUCACUGCGGGCACUGCCAAUACACUUCCUGCACAGUCUGUGGUGUUUCAUGGAGGCUUCUUCCAGGUGGAAAGCCCAGUCAAACCAUUAGGGGCUGUUAGAAGAUCGUCUCGAAUCAGUGCAGUUCCUUCACCCCAUGGUUCGAAGUUCAGCACACCAGGCAGACAGUGCAGAUCUAAUAAGGUCUCAUGUGACUCUCCUCUACCCUGCAUAUCUCUACCCACCACACCUACUCGAAACAUUCACCCUGAUGUAUUACACGUCUCCACCCCUCAACAUUCUGCUGAGCUCCAGCUAGUGUCACCCAACGCCCCUCAGAUCAGCCCUGAACACAAACAAACCGCACACAUUUUGCCAGACACCGAGCCCUGUGCAAGCAACAAACCUCAUUUUGAUUUGAGCACCAUCCAUUCCUCGCAUAUUGGUGGACCAGCUAAUUGUCCAGUGGACCAAUCACAUGGUACAGUAAAGUCCCAUGUCUCAGCCAGCCAAUCUGAAAUGGAGCCAACUGUUGAUUCUUCAGAAGCUUGCCCUCAGAUUGAGGACUGUAUUCCAGAAUCUAAGUUGUUUAGCCCUUCCUCCAAAGAGAAAGCAGAUGAGAACAUGAUUUCUGAAGAUGUUUUGCCUGUCCCAGCUGGAGCAGAUGCCUGUCCAGGUGCUCUUCCCCAGUGCUCCUCUCACGACUCAGAAACAGUGGAUGCAGAGCUCAGUGUUUGUGCUCCUUCCUUCCCUACCCUGAUGCCCUCCACUCCAAACAAAGAUCUCCCCAUUUCUACAGCAUAUAGUAAUGAUGUUGCCUGUGAUGGCCCUCCAACCAGUACAGAUGUUGAAAUGACUGAAAAUCAAGAUGCUGAGGUGAUAAUCUAAGUCAGCUCACACUCAUGUUGUCCCAAACGCCAAUAACUUUCUACCACUGAACAUAAAAGGAGAUGUUGAUGCCUCAGUCACCGUUCACCUUCAUUGUUUGGGGAAAAAAAGAUGGAAUGAUGACUGAAACUAACAUGAUGCCUCAAGCCCAAAGUAUACUUCAGUUUUGCAGUGAAUGCUUGUCGUCUGCGUACAGUCGAACCCUGGUCUUUCAAAGUAUACUUCAUUUGACUGCGUGCAUACACAGAAGGUUGACUACUGUAAGAUACUGGACUAUUCAUCUUCAAGAGUUUAGAGACAAAGAUAUCUUUAUAUUCCUUCAGACUCGAGUUAUUCAAAUGCAGGUAUCUCCUGACAUCCUUACACACAUGCUCUUGAUGUGCACAUUCACUGCUAUUGUUUCCAUCUUUGUCAUGAAUGCGCCUGGAAUUACUUGCACUAAUUAGUGGGUCCACUAGGUGGCAACACUCA
Molecule: messenger RNA, 3165 nt
Organism: Xyrauchen texanus (razorback sucker)
Lineage: Eukaryota; Metazoa; Chordata; Actinopteri; Cypriniformes; Catostomidae
Product: disks large-associated protein 5-like
Exons: 17
Coding region: 109-2694 (861 amino acids)
Biological process (GO): signaling; centrosome localization; kinetochore assembly
Cellular component (GO): nucleus; cytoplasm; spindle pole centrosome
Molecular function (GO): microtubule binding
Source: RefSeq, a predicted model, not a curated record